Molecule: messenger RNA, 988 nt
Organism: Lobosporangium transversale
Lineage: Eukaryota; Fungi; Mortierellomycota; Mortierellomycetes; Mortierellales; Mortierellaceae
Product: vacuolar import and degradation protein-domain-containing protein
Exons: 4
Coding region: 73-972 (299 amino acids)
Biological process (GO): negative regulation of gluconeogenesis; protein catabolic process in the vacuole; proteasome-mediated ubiquitin-dependent protein catabolic process
Cellular component (GO): GID complex; extrinsic component of membrane
Source: RefSeq, a predicted model, not a curated record
AAAAAAAAAAAAAAACAGUACAUACCAUAGCUCAAAGUAAUACAACUCAGCCGGCAGUUACAAGAAAGAACCAUGCCUGUUUUUGCACAGAUAUGCUCUGCUAAUCCAGUUGCAGACCAAACAGCUGUGCUGGCUGCUUGCACUUGUGGAGAUGAAUUGUGCAUGGACACAGACGAUGUCAUCGGCAAGGACAACAAUGCAUCAUUCAUUCACCCUGACGGUGUUUGUCACCUCCCAACCUGUGCUCUCUACGCGUCCGCGUUCAGUAGUCUCAACGGCAAAAACGCGCUAUCCCAGCUAAAACAGCAACAAACACAACUCAAGUUGGUCGGUGGGCUGGCCUUGCUUCGGAAACCUCCAGUUUCGACUAUCCCUCGGCGGCACGAUCCUUUUGCGCCAGUACGUCUACAACCCUCAAGGUCUUGUCAUCUCUAUCCAGGGAGUCAGUUUAAAGGCGAGCAAAUUUCUGGAAGUAGCAACUACGUUGUCAUGGUCGACAUUAAGGAUGUUAAUCUGAGAGGUUCCUCAUUAUGUGGAUAUCUACAUAUCAAUGGACUCACUAAGGAAUACCCAAAAUUGACUACAUUCUUUGAUGCCGAGAUCGUAGGACCAGAUUAUUCUUUUGUUACAGAAAAAUGGGAUGCCACCGUUAGUACAGACAAGGAGCAUUGGAAUAAGUUCAGCCCAUUUGCACCAAUGAUCGACACUUUUGGUGACAAGGAGAUCAAAUAUGACUUUCAUAACAAGGAUGUGAUUUUUAUGCGUUGGAAGGAGCAUUUCCUAGUGCCAGACCAUCGUGUUCAAGGCAUCAGCGGAGCAAGCUUCGCAGGAUUUUACUAUAUCUGCUACAAUAAAAUUACAGGGGAGAUUGAUGGCUACUACUUUCAUCGAUCAAGUGAAAAGUUCCAAAGACUGAUGUUGAAGCAUGUUGCAGAUCGACCAUCGUCACUUGGAUCUUUUGAGUUUCGUUAAUUUUUUUUUUUUUUUU